AUGGCAGAAGCCACUGCAAAGGAGUGGACCAAGAAUGGAGUAUCCGGUUCACUGGUCGAGUAUGAAGUUUUUCUGAGCUAUCCGAAAGAGCAGAAACUGGUCCUAAGAUCGAGAAAUCGCACGUUGCAUGAGGCCCAGAUGUACGAGGACGCUUUACCGGAAGACGACACGUCAAGCUCUUCUCAAGCGUUACCAGCAUUCCAUGGAUACUCUGCUUCGGGAAAAGUGGAAGCAGAGUAUGUUUAUGUUGGCCGUGGCCACAAAGACGACUUCGCCGCACUCACAGCAUUGAAUAUCGAUCUGAAAGGAAAGAUCGCUCUAGCGAAGUACGGAGGUCCUUUCCGUGGUGUGAAGGUUCUCAAUGCCGACGCCCAUGGCAUGGUUGGAGUGAUCAUGUUCAGUGACCCCGGUGACGACGGACCACAGGAGGCCAAAGGUCAGGUUGCAUAUCCUCAUGGUUCAGCGCGUCAACCGUCCUCCAUACAGCGAGGAUCCGUCGCGUACAUCAACCAAUACCCCGGUGAUCCAACAACACCCGAAUACCCAUCGAAACCUGACGUCGAGCAUGUUAGCAGGCCCCCAAACCUACCUAGAAUCCCGUCUCUGCCCAUAUCCCACCGCGAUGCGUUGCCACUCCUAAAAGCUCUGGACGGCCACGGUAAAUCAGGAGACUUAAUCAAUCGAGACGGAUGGAUCGGUGGCCUGAACGCAACAUACAGCACCGGUCCGGCACCGGAAAUAACCGUUUCCCUUACGAACUUCAUGGAAGAAAAGAUUUCACCAAUCUGGAACGUGAUCGGCACAAUCAAUGGCACGAAUCCUGACGAAACAAUCAUCAUCGGCAACCACCGCGACGCCUGGAUUGUCGGCGGAGCCGCGGAUCCCAAUUCUGGCUCCGCCAUCUUGAUCGAACUCACAAAGGCUUUUGGCAACUUAUUACAAUCAGGUUGGAAGCCACGGCGGAACAUCAUCUUCGCCUCUUGGGAUGCGGAAGAAUACGCACUAAUCGGGUCAACGGAGUGGGUCGAAGAAUACGCUCCCUGGCUGUCCGCCACCGCAUUAAUCUACCUGAACGUUGAUAUCGGCGUCGCAGGUCCACUUCCCGGCGCAGGUGCUACCCCCGAAUUACGAACCCUCGCGCAGGACAUCAUGAAGAAAGUUGAAUACGGUAACAAGACUUUGUACGAUGCUUGGCAUGAGUUGUACAUGUUCCGGCCUGAGGACAAUGGUUUUACGGAUCUUGGGAGCGGAAGUGAUUACACGGCGUUUCUGCAGUUGGGUAUCGGAGCUCUGGACUUUGGUAUGGAUGCGAGUCGCGAAUCGCCAGUCUAUCAUUACCACAGCAACUACGACUCGUAUCAUUGGAUGAAGCGCAUGGUUGAUCCCGAUUUCGGGAUCCAUACGACUGUAGGGCGGUUCAUUGCAUUACUAGCAUACCACUUGGCGGACGAUGCUCUCAUACCGUUCGAUAUGGAUACGUAUGCGCGCAACAUCAACUAUUGGAUCCGGGAGCUGGUCGGAGAGACAAUGGGCAUGCCGGAUAGCGGGGCUGUACAGCGACAAAUCAAGAUGGGCGAUCUUGCAUCUGCGGGAAGGAGGUUACGUCAGGUCGCCACCGAUUUUACAGACCGAACCAGGGAGCGGUCGUUCCUCGACGACGCGGCGAGGGUGCAGAAAGCGAACCGCGUUAUGAAGGAUGUGCAGAGGCUGUUUGUUAGACAAGAGGGUCUACCUGGUCGACAGUUCUACAAGAACGGCUUGUAUGCGCCGAAUCGCGAUGAUGGGUAUAAGGCACAAACUCUUCCGGCGAGCAUGGAGGCGCUUCAAGAUCGGAACUUGACGUUGUGUUCGGAGUGGAAUGUCUGGCUGACGGAGGCUAUUGAUAAAGCGGCAGAGCUAUUGGCGGGUGUUUGA
Messenger RNA from Alternaria burnsii, 1914 nucleotides. RefSeq lists its product as uncharacterized. The transcript has 6 exons. Gene Ontology annotation, molecular function: carboxypeptidase activity. The record is from RefSeq and is a predicted model, not a curated record. Lineage: Eukaryota; Fungi; Ascomycota; Dothideomycetes; Pleosporales; Pleosporaceae. The coding region runs from base 1 to 1914 and encodes 637 amino acids.